AUGUACAAUGAAGACAUCGAGAUGGUCCGAGGAGCGGGUCUUGGUCCCGUCCCGGCCCGUAGCGGCACAGCAAGGUCUCUGCUGUGGAUAAUUUCUUUAGCUCUAUGGUUCCCUCUCCUCGAGUCCUACACUCAGAGAGGACGCAUGUCGGAGCCGGCGGCUAGCUUCCCCAACGAACAUUUCCGCGUGGCUCUAGUCCUCCGAGGAGGGAAGCAGGGGAGAGGCCUUGAUGAAGCCACGCUGGCUACUCAAGGGGACCCUUUGAUGAGCCUCUUGACUGAAUUCCCUGCUCCUGCCUGUCAAUUCGAAUCGACGGCGCCUGUCAUGGUGAUCGGCGAGGCCUUGCUGCUGAAAGUGAGAGCCCCAACGACGAAGGGGAAGACUCCGCCAAAGCGUGUGAAGAAGAAAGAAAAGAAUGAAAAAGCGGAAAGAGGAGUGAAAAAUGCAAAAGCGAGGAACAAAGGGCGCAAGGCUGCAGUGAAUGAUGAUCCAGAAGGCUUACCAGGAGAGGAGGAGGAGUUGUCCGAGAAGAAUGUAGAGCUACCUUCUUCUGAGAAGCUCCUUGAAAGAAAGUCCGAACUGUCACGGGUCCGCUCAUUGUGGAGUCAGACAGGCAGGAUGUUCCACUGGGAAGGCGCUGAACAAGGAGAAGAGAAAGAGGAAAACGAACGAGAAAGGCAGGAAGAAACUCCUGAGAGGGAAGAGAUCCAAUCCUUUGACAAGAAAGCCAAAGAAAAGGACUUGGUAACGAUGAUGGAGGAAACUUAUGGGACGAGAACAGAAGCGGAUGGAAAGAGAUUCAAAUUGAAGACUAGAUGGAUAGAAGACGGGAUUAUGCAGAUAGAGGAAGAAAGUUCGGAAGAGGGUGAGGAUGAACACUGUGAUACGAGAGUUGAAGCACCUCUCUUAGCAGAUGAGGCGAUGAAGAGCUCGACAAAGGAGGAGGAAGCUGAGGAGGAGCUGAGUCAGGAGAGGGAUCAUUCCAAGAUGAAGAUGAAUCCUCAUAGGAGAGCGCAUGAGCUGAAGAAGCUGACUAAGAAGAAGGAGGAGGAGGAGCAGGACCGAAGAGUGAAGGAGGGCCGCCAGUCGAUGAAAGCAGGUCCUUGGGCAGUCGCACUCAUCAACAAGCUGAGGAAGAGGCAUCAGAGGAUGAUCUCGAAGCUGGAGUCACGCAGGGAUCCGACCAGUGGAAGCUUCCCCUUCGGGCGUCCGUUGAAACAGCAUGCGAAGGACCAGAAGCAGAAGCAGAAGCCACAGGUCUGGAGGCGGCCAGGACCAUCAGUAGUGAACGCUCAACCGAAGCACAUCAUCUUUGACUGA
Messenger RNA from Guillardia theta CCMP2712, 1320 nucleotides. RefSeq lists its product as hypothetical. The transcript has 9 exons. NCBI's taxonomy places the organism in Eukaryota, Cryptophyceae, Pyrenomonadales, Geminigeraceae. The record is from RefSeq and is a predicted model, not a curated record. The coding region runs from base 1 to 1320 and encodes 439 amino acids.